AUUUUUCAGUAUUCCAAAGUCUAUAUAGAUUGUACUUUUUAUGUUAUCAGAGUAAUAAUGAGUGUAUUAACUCGAUGGGGAGUGCGCGGUCGUAUAUCGACAAGUAUUGCGUGGAACAGAGUUAAGCUCACUAGACGUUUUUCGAACAUACAGGUUCCAUUUCAAGAUGAUUUAUCUGGAAUGGAAAAUGACGAUUUGAACCUUGGAGAUUUUCAACAUUAUAAAGAAUCACCGGAUGUAAUAACUAAGAAAUUAGAAUUUAUAGGAGAGAGUCAAAAGAGUCAAGAGAAAAUUGUUAAUGUUAAUAGUGUCACCAAUGAUGAAGUCAGAAUAGAUUUAGAGACAGUAGUAUCAUUAAAGGAACCAGUUGUAUUUGUAUCUAAGUUAUCUAAUCCAUAUAUAAAUCUUGCCAUUGAGGACUACAUAUAUCAUAAAAUGCCCAAACCUGAAGAUAUAAAUGUUAAUUAUAAUAGAUUAAUGUUUUAUGUUAAUAGUCCAUGUGUAGUUAUAGGGAAGAAUCAAAAUCCCUGGAAGGAAGUCAAUUUACCAUUGUUGAACUCUCUUAGUAUACCACUUGUACGUAGAAGGUCUGGUGGAGGUACAGUGGUUCAUGAUUUGGGUAAUGUUAAUUAUUCCUUUAUGACUACUAAGGAAAAAUUUGAUAGAUUUACAUUUGCUAAUUUGGUUACAAAUGCUGUGAAUUCUAUUCCAGGUUCAAAGUACUCUAUAGAAGUUAAUGAAAGAGGUGAUAUAACUACCAAAUCUUCACAAGAUGGUAUUAAUUAUAAAGUUAGUGGAUCAGCAUAUAAAUUAUCCAAAGGAAAAUCUUAUCAUCAUGGAACCAUGCUUCUAAAUCUGAGAUUAGACAUAUUAGGUAAAUUGUUACAUAGAGAUGAAUCGAAAUUAGGAAUUGUUGAUGCAUCGAAUUCUAUUGAUUCUGUUAAAUCUAAAGUUACUAACUUAGAACUCACUCAAGAACAAUUUAUUCAAUAUGUAUCAGAUAAGUUUAGUGAUUUAUAUGGUACUGAGUUAUCCACUGAAGAGACACAGAAAGUUUCUGAUAAUGAUGAAUAUGAUCAGGAUGAAUUGUUUGGAUUAAAAGAUUUUGUUCAAGCUAACACAAUUAAUAGAAUUUCAAAAAUUGUUACAGUUGAUGAAACUACUAAACUUCCUCUACAAGUUUUUGAAACAGCUAAAGAAUUGAAAAAAUGGAGCUGGAGAUUUGGAUCAACCCCGAAGUUCACUCAUGAACUAAAUAAUGAAAAGUUUGGAUUUAAAAUAAAAUUCCACAUAGAUAAACAUGGUCAUUUAGAAACUUUUGAAUUGGACUUUAUUGAAACAGAAAAUAGAUUGCUUUCAAUCGAAAAGAUCAAUGAAAGUUUUGCAUUUCUCGACAUGCAUAUAAAGAACAACAAGUUGAAAUACACUGGUAGUGAUGUGGCUGGGUUUAUAACUAACGAUAUUAUAAGCGACUGGGUAGGUCAAUCGAUAGAUGGAACGAUAUAAAAUUAACUCUUGUAAAUAUUAACAAUAACAUGUAUA
This is a messenger RNA of Scheffersomyces amazonensis, 1542 nucleotides long. Its product is annotated as putative lipoate--protein ligase. The record is from RefSeq and is a predicted model, not a curated record. Gene Ontology annotation, molecular function: lipoyltransferase activity. Lineage: Eukaryota; Fungi; Ascomycota; Pichiomycetes; Serinales; Debaryomycetaceae. Gene Ontology annotation, cellular component: mitochondrion; cytoplasm. The coding region runs from base 58 to 1506 and encodes 482 amino acids. Gene Ontology annotation, biological process: protein lipoylation. The transcript has a single exon.